GAAGUGAAGAAACGUCUGAAGGAGAAAGGGGGGCUUCACUAGCUAAAUGAACUGAUGUAAACCUUCGUCCUGUCCUCACGCGCACACGUCCGCUGCUUAUCCUGACCGGCGACGUGAAUUCACCUUUUUAUCGGGACGUUUCGUGAGAGAAUGGCAGGGAAGGUGCUGGUCACAGGUGGAGGAGGCUACAUUGGGAGCCACUGUGUGUUGGAGCUCAUUGAAGCAGGUUACCAGCCGGUCGUGGUCGAUAACUUCAGUAACGCUCACAGAGGAGAAGGGGAUGUUCCAGAGAGCAUACGUAGGGUAGAGAAGCUCCUGGACACCAGCAUUGAGUUUCAUGAACUUGAUCUUUUGGACCAAACUGGCUUGGAAAAACUCUUCAAAAAGCAUUCUUUCAGUGCGGUGAUACACUUUGCUGGACUGAAGGCGGUUGGGGAGUCAGUGGAGCAGCCUUUACGCUACUACAGAGUCAAUCUCACUGCCUCCAUGAACCUGCUUGAGGUGAUGCAGGCUCACAGGGUGCACAAUCUGGUCUUCAGCAGCUCAGCCACGGUGUACGGAGACCCUCAGCACCUUCCCAUCGACGAGCAGCACCCUGUGGGCGGCUGCACCAACCCCUACGGCCAGACCAAGUACUUCAUUGAGGAGAUGAUCAAAGACCACUGUAAAGCCGAGAAGGACUUUAAUGCAGUGCUGCUGCGUUAUUUCAACCCAAUUGGAGCUCAUUCCUCUGGGCAGAUCGGAGAGGACCCUCAGGGUAUCCCCAACAACCUGCUGCCAUAUGUUGCCCAGGUUGCCAUUGGGAGAAGAAAGUGCCUCAGUGUGUUUGGGAAUGAUUAUGACACAAUUGAUGGGACAGGUGUGCGAGAUUAUAUCCAUGUCGUUGAUCUGGCAAAGGGACACAUAGCAGCUCUGAAGAAGCUCAAGGACAACUGCGGCUGCCAGGUUUACAACCUGGGAACGGGUACUGGCUACUCGGUGCUCCAGAUGGUGAAAGCCGUGGAGAAAGCGUCAGGGAGAGAGAUCUCAUACAAAAUUUCUCCGCGUCGGGAAGGAGACAUAGCAUCCUGCUACGCCGACCCUCGUCUAGCUGAGAAGGAGCUGGGCUGGAAGGCCCAUUUUGACCUGGAAAGAAUGUGCGAGGACCUGUGGCGCUGGCAGUCCAUGAAUCCCACUGGAUUUUCCAAUGGCUCGGCCUCUUGAUGCAGCUCCCGCCGUUUGUUAUUGUUAAAUCUUUGUCCAAAUCACCGGGACACAGCCACCAUCAGCGUCCUCAUUUUUGCAUAUCAUAUAAACACCAAUAUUAGACCGAAUGCUUUGUUUCGUUAUGUUUAAUUUAGUCUUUGUUCCAUAAUAAUGGUUCUUAUUUACUGUUUAUACUAGAAUAAACCUGUCCCUCUGA
Cyclopterus lumpus (lumpfish) is the source of this 1402-nucleotide messenger RNA. RefSeq names its product UDP-galactose-4-epimerase (gene gale). The transcript is spliced from 11 exons. Gene Ontology annotation, molecular function: UDP-glucose 4-epimerase activity. Bases 151 to 1203 code for a protein of 350 amino acids. Lineage: Eukaryota; Metazoa; Chordata; Actinopteri; Perciformes; Cyclopteridae. The record is from RefSeq and is a predicted model, not a curated record. Gene Ontology annotation, biological process: beta-D-galactose catabolic process via UDP-galactose, Leloir pathway. Gene Ontology annotation, cellular component: cytosol.